AUGCACGGUCAACCUCGCAAACCGUUGAAGCAAGAAGACGAAUCAGUUUUAUCAGCCAAAGCCGAAAAGCUUCGUGCACUUCAAUCUCAGUUCUUCGCCAAUCACCGCAAUCGCAUAUAUACACAAGAAGCGUUAGAUUUGUCCGCAAAGCUUCUUGAAGGUAAUCCAGAGUGUUACACUGCUUGGAAUUACAGAAAACUCGCUUUUCAACACAAUCUCUCUCGACCGGAUCCCGAUUAUGUCGCAUAUCUCUUCGAUCAGGAGCUUAAAUUGGUGGAGAAUGCGUUGAGGAAGAAUUGCAAGUCCUAUGGUGCUUGGUAUCAUAGAAAAUGGGUGCUCAGCAAGGGGCAUUCAUCUAUAGAUAAUGAAUUGCGCCUUCUUAAUGGUUUUCAGAAGGCCGAUUCGCGGAAUUUUCAUGCUUGGAACUAUAGAAGGUUUGUUACUUCACUCAUGAAAAGAUCAGACGAGGAUGAGCUGAUAUACACAGAGGAAGUGAUAGGGGAGAAUUUUAGUAAUUAUUCUGCAUGGCAUAAUAGAAGUGUGCUUUUAUCUAAUUUAUUUAAAAGAAAGGCCGAAGAAUUCCCCCUUGAAGAAAAAGUUUUGCAAGAGUAUGAGCAUGUCCGCAGUGCUAUUUUUACUGAUCCAGCAGAUCAGAGUGGCUGGUUUUAUCAUCUGUGGCUUAUUGAUCUAACAGUGAAAAAUUAUGCUCCUCUCCUUGUUUCAUCUUGGCCAUCUCAUGGAUCUAAUAUAACCCUAAAUGGAAACAAUUGCAUAGAUGGAUGUGGUUUGUCUCUAUUGAAUAGCACACUAUCAGACACUAGAACACUUCCAUUGGUUCUAUAUUUCAAUCAAGCUGUUGAAGGCGUCAACCUGUCUACGGUGGCUGUUAAAUCUGAACUCUUGAAGGAAGAUCUUGUUUGGAAACCACUUUUAACAAGUAACUCGAGUACUGCUCAAGUUUGGGGUGCGUACCUAAACCUUGGUAAUAUGGAGCUCGAACAAUCAAAAACUUACUCUAUAGAGAUUGCUAUUGGACAUUCUAUGGGUAUUGUAUCUUCAAAUGGAUAUCAGUAUGGGGAUCCUUCCCAAAUUGCCUUUAAAUUGUGCGUACAGACUGCUUCUACCAAACCUGUUGAAGAACAAGGUGGAAAGUUGACUUCAUGGAAGGACAAUAAUUUCCAAAAAAUUGAUCAUUUUGAAGACUCAGAUUCCAUUGUAUCUGCUGAUCCCCAUAUUCCAACAACUUCCUUUUGGUGCAUGAAGGCAAUUGAAGAAGAAAUAACUAAUUUUCAGGAUUUAUUGUCUGAAGAUGAAUGUAAAAUUGGAAAGCUUUCACUUGCUAGACUUUUGACUGCUCUUGAUUUGUUAACGCAUCAACAUGACAAAAGUAAAAACCAUACUGAAGAAGUUCUUAAACUUUACACUGAUUUGAUGGAGUUGGAUCCAACACAUUCGCUAUACUACAAGGAUGAGCAUAGUCUGGUAUUACUUCAGCAGAUAACAUCAUCUAGAGAAUCUUUACUACCAUAUUGCCACUAUUAUAAAGACGCAACAGAAGCAAAUACUAGUUAUGUCUGUCUACGAUUACAAAAUCUAUCGCUGUCACGGAUGGGGUCCAUUGAGAAUUUACUGUGGGUGCAAAUGCUAGACCUUAGCCACAACGAACUACGAUCAAUUGAAGGAUUGGAAGCCAUGCAACUUCUAUCUUCCUUAAAUCUGAGUCAUAACAAAUUUGGUAGUUUUACUGCUCUGGAGCCUCUCAGAUCACUCAAGUCACUUAAAGUGUUGGAUAUCUCUUACAAUGAGUUAGGCUCUCACUCGAUUGACACAAGAAGAUAUUUAUGCUCUUCUCCUUUAGCAAACACCGAAGCAUUUGCCUGGGACCGUUUUGAAAUCCUUUGCGGCAGUUUUAGUUCCACAAAGUUUUGGGAAGCUUUCUUGAUAUUUGAAAGCUUGAACUUGACAGAUUUGAACGUAACAGGAAAUGCAGUUGCUGAUGAGAACUUCACGUCAUUUAUCGUCAAAGUUUUGCCUACACUAAAGUGGCUAAAUAGUGAAGAGUUAUCUUGA
Lathyrus sativus (Indian pea) is the source of this 2070-nucleotide messenger RNA. Lineage: Eukaryota; Viridiplantae; Streptophyta; Magnoliopsida; Fabales; Fabaceae. The record is from the annotation of a GenBank genome assembly.